AUGGCGGUGCCGCGCGCUCCGCGUCCGCUCCACGUGGCGCCCGCACUGCGCGCCGCGCGCGCCCGCCCGCCCUUUUAUCGCCUCGGCCGGCGCCUCCCACCCACCAGCGCGAGAGGGGGGGAGCGGGGGGGUGCUCCCCCUGGAGGUGUGUCCACUCCGCGUCCCUGCGGCCGCAUGUCGGCGCUGGAGCGUGUCCGGGCGGGCGGCCGGAGCCUGGAUCGCCGCCUGGCCGCGGUGUCCGGCCGGGCGCUGCUGGCCGCGCUGCGGCGGCUGCGCGCUCUGGCCGCGGCCAAAGGCGAGUGGACGUGCGGCGUGCUGCUGACCGCCCUGGAGCGGCUGGAGGGGCCGCCGCGGCCGGGGCCCUUCGAUUUCUACGACCCGCAGCGCGACGCCGCCCCCGCGCACCGCUCGGACUGUCCGUGCUGCCGGCCCCAGGAGGAGGAGGAGGAGCCCAGAGCCGGGGAGGAAGGCCCCGAGGAGGAGGAGGAGGAGCCCAAAUUUGGGGAUGAAGGCCUCGAGGAGGAGGAGGAGGGAGAACCCAAAAACGAGGAAGAAAACCCCGAGGAUGAUGAAGGAGAACCCCAAAACGAGGAUGAAGGCCCCGAGGAUGAUGAAGGAGGCGAGGAAGGCCCCGAGGAUGAUGAAGAAGCCACAUUUGGGGAUGAAGGCCCCGAGGAUGAUGAAGGAGAACCCCAAAACGAGGAUGAAGGCCCCGAGGAUGAUGAUGGAGGUGAUGAAGGCCCCGAGGAUGAUGAAGGUGGAGGCGACGAAGGCCCCGAGGAUGAUGAUGGUGGAGGAGGGGAUGAAGAUUAACGGGGGGAGGGGCUGAGGAGGAGGAGGAGGGUGGGGAGGAAGAUGAUGGAGGAGAUGAUGGUGAGGCUGAAGAUGAGGAGGAAUUUUGGGCC
Passer montanus (Eurasian tree sparrow) is the source of this 905-nucleotide messenger RNA. Its product is annotated as major centromere autoantigen B-like. The transcript has 4 exons. Lineage: Eukaryota; Metazoa; Chordata; Aves; Passeriformes; Passeridae. The record is from RefSeq and is a predicted model, not a curated record. The coding region runs from base 1 to 813 and encodes 270 amino acids.